UCAUCUGUCAGACAUAAGCCGAGUAACUUCCCAUUCUGCAAUUUAGUGCAUUCCAAAGUUUAGUAACUUCAAGCUUCGAUUUUGUACCAAUUAUGGCUACAAAUUACAAAGUUGUAUCUGAUGAUACUCAGUUUAACGAAGAAUUAAAUAAUGCUGGAGGAAAAUUGGUGAUCGCGGAUUUCACAUCUGCAAGAUGCCCACCAUGUCAAAGAAUUGCUCCAACAUUUGCAAGAAUGGGAGAGAAGUACAGUGGAGCUGUGUUCCUCAGCGUAGACAUCCAGAAGUGUCCUGGAUCAGCUCAGCAGAAUGCCAUCACUGCCACACCAACUUUUAUUUUCUAUAGAAACAAGACUAAACUUGACAGUUUGUCAGGUGGAGACCCAGAUGCUUUAGAAGCCAGGAUUAAAAAGCAUUACUCUGAAGCUGACCAGGUUGAGACUCGAGAUUCUGGAGUAGCUGGACAUAUUGAUCUUCUUCCCAUGAUCAACAAAAGUGGCUGUGAAUGCCUGAACCAGAACAGUGACCAUCCAUACACCAAUGCUGUCUUCUCCAGCAGUGAUGACACUUACCUCGAGAGUGAUGCUGAUGAACAACUGAUCCUGUCUCUGGAGUACAGCCAACAUGUAAAAGUGCACAGUUUACGCAUCAAAGGACCGGCAGACACUGGCCCCAAGAAUGUACGUCUCUUCAUCAACCAGCCUUACGCCAUGGACUUUGACUCAGCUAUGAACAACAUAGCAGCCCAGGAGCUAACAUUGACCGAGAAGGAUUUGAAGGGGUCGCUCAUCAAGCUGAAGUAUGUAAAAUUCCAGAAUGUCCAGAACUUGACGAUAUUCAUCCAAGACAACCAGAGCGGAGACGAGGUGACCAGGAUCAACUCGAUACAGGUUAUUGGCAGCCCUGUGCAGACGACAAACAUGUCGGACUUCAAACGCGUCGCCGGCAAGAAAGGUGAAAGCGAAUGAUGCUCUUUUGUCCAACAUUCAUUUUCGAAGCUUGAAGACUAUCGUUUCCCUGUGUAACAUGAUUGGAAAAAUAGCUGUGGCCCAUUUCUUCUAUUCAGAUUUCGAAAUUUGUCCAUAUCGCAUAGUUUGCUAUAGCGCCGGCAGCAAUGCACAUUUUGCAAGCUAUCAGCUGAUGAACAGCGUUUGCUGGAUAGUGCUCCAAAUUAAAAAAAAAACACAACCUAAUUGAACUAGAUAGGCUGAAAUUCCUUAAUUAAGAUUAAGGAAUUUGCUGGUAUUUUCAGUGUUUCGUGACAUGUUGUAAUUGAUUAUUCAAAUUUUAGUUUUUCAAAGUCAACAGAUUCGUGUGUUAGGUAUAAAUGUCUUUAUUUAAAUGCACUUGGUUUAACCUCAAGCUGUAAUAGCUCUCACUUUGUACCUCGAAAUUAAAUUUAUCUAAUGGCGACUAUUUUCACAA
Messenger RNA from Hyalella azteca, 1422 nucleotides. It is a transcript of the gene Txl, whose product is annotated as thioredoxin-like protein 1. Lineage: Eukaryota; Metazoa; Arthropoda; Malacostraca; Amphipoda; Hyalellidae. The transcript has 7 exons. The record is from RefSeq and is a predicted model, not a curated record. Bases 93 to 965 code for a protein of 290 amino acids.